This is a messenger RNA of Gopherus evgoodei (Goodes thornscrub tortoise), 1053 nucleotides long. RefSeq lists its product as uncharacterized. Gene Ontology annotation, biological process: deoxyribonucleotide biosynthetic process. Gene Ontology annotation, cellular component: cytosol. The transcript has a single exon. Bases 1 to 1053 code for a protein of 350 amino acids. Gene Ontology annotation, molecular function: ribonucleoside-diphosphate reductase activity, thioredoxin disulfide as acceptor. The record is from RefSeq and is a predicted model, not a curated record. NCBI's taxonomy places the organism in Eukaryota, Metazoa, Chordata, Testudines, Testudinidae.
AUGGCUGUCAGGUGGGAGGAACAGGUGUGCGAGUCUGAAGAGUGCACCAAAUCAGAACUAGACCUGUUCCAAAUGGCCCCUAUGCUAACCAGCAUUGAGAAAAGCAUUUACAUCAAGGUGCCGCCUCUAUCGGCCAUUAUGGAGGCUGCCCCCAUCAACUUUUUUAUAGCAAGGAAUGGCAUAGAUUAUAUGGAUUUAAACAACAUGCUGCUGUACCUAUGUUGCAAGAUUGUAAAAGGAGACAGAACUGAACUUGCCGAGGACGCUGAGGUGGGCCUGGUGAAUUACCCCUUGGCCUCUAUUUUCAGUCAGUUGGAUGUCACACUGGGAGACUGCCUUGUAAGCCAAAGCAAAAACUGUUACCCUUACAGGGCCUUUAUAGAAUCUGUUCUCAAUUCCAGCGACGACACCCUCGCCAUGCAAUUUUCUGCUGGCCUGUUUUACAAAGACACUGUCAGACAACAUGAAAAAAAGGAGUUGGAUGGUGGGAAUCUAGGGUUUGUGAGCUGGGCAAAGCUGAUGGCUCUGAGCAGGAUGGUAGAGCUGGUGGGUCAUCUACACAGCGACCUGUUUUUUCAGGAAAAAAAUUUGUUGAACAGAGUGGAUGUGAAAAUUAAACUGGCGAGCAGUAAAGACGCCUUCUGUUUAAUAGGGGAUGCAGCCAAAGGCUUUAAACUACGGAUUAUAUCAGUGUCCCUUUUUGUGAAGAAAGUAUGGGUGGCCCUGGGCAUCUGUUUGGGAAUGAGAGUGAUUAGCAUUCCCGCGGGCAGCAGGCUCAGUAACCAGGGGAACCUGUUCUUGGGACAGUUACCCAAAAUGCUUGCCCUAGGGUUUGUGGAUAAUGAUGCCUUUAGUGGAAGUUAUGCUAAAAACUCCUUUCAUUUUAAACAUUACGAUAUUAACUUUGUGGCCUUGUAUGUGGAUGGUGAACAGAUACCAACCAAGCCUCUGCAACCAGACUUUGAGGCUGGACACUUUGUGAUAGAGUACAUGAAUCUAGUACAGACGGCUGGUAAACACAUGAAAGAUUGUUCUUUGUUAAUCGACCGUUAG